CCGGGCCCCCCGCUCGUCGACGACUUCUACUACGACUACAACUUCAUCAACUUCCACGAGGACCUGUCCUACGGGGCCUUCGACCAGCCCGGCCCCGACGUGGCGGGCACAGGUGGCGGGGCGCCCCCACCCCCCAGCGUGCCUGCCAGCCCCCCCGGCAGCACCCCCACACCUGCCAUGGGGCCUCCUGGGGCUGAGGACCAGGGGUCCUGGGGCGCGUCCCCUGCCCCUCAGCCCCGCCAGACGGACCGCUCCCCACCCCCGAGCUCGGAGCUGGCCCCAGCGAACCCCCCUGCCAGCUUGGCUGACCCCGGUGCCCCCAGCGGGGCUCCGAGCCCCGGGCUCCGGGGCUUGCCCCAGCCCCCCACCUCUGUGGGCGGGGCAGAGACCCCGGUCGCCUCCGGGGCCCACUACGACUUCCGGGGGGCCGAGGGCAGCGAGGAUGGGCCGCCCCCGCCCCAGUGGGGGGAGACCAACGAGGUUUCUGAGGACGGGGAGGAAGCCUGGGGCUCCGGCGCCAGGGCCCUGCUCCCCCGGCCCCACCCCACGGCCCCUCUGUCUCCUGGGGGCGCGGCUCCCUUCACCCGCCGUCCCAACACUGUGGAGCAGGGGAGGCCGCCAACCACGUCUUGGGGGCCAGUGGAGCAUGGGUUACAGCCCACCGUGGGGGACGGGGCCCCCUCGCUCCCCGCUCCCCUGCCUGCCGCGCCCCCGCCGGGAGUCUGGGGCAGGGCCAGCUCUGCCCCGGGCUGGGAGCCUCCCAGCCUGCGGACCCCGGUGGUGGGGGGACCGCCCCUCCUGGCCGGCACAGCGGGCCCACCUGCGGCCACUGCCAGGACCCCGGGGCCCUGGGGUCCCCCAGCGUCCCCCGACCCCGUGCUGCCCCCCACACCUGCAUAUCCCCGCUGGGCCCACAGCAGCAUCGCCCCUGAAGCCUGGCCCGGGGACCCCGGGCUCGCUGAGGGGGCGCCGUCCACUGGCCUGCCAUCCGCCGGGAACGCCAGCUGGUCAGUGGGCAACUGGAGCCAGGCAAGUGCUGGGGCGCCGCGGGGGGCGCGACUGGGGGGGGUGGAACCCGCUGCCUGGGCGCGGGGUGCAGCCUGGGGAUUCCCGUCGGGAACCGGGGCCACUCAGCGUGCGGUCACUCCGUGCCUGGCGGCCGCGGCGUCCCCUCAGAAACCUGCCUGUGUCCCUGGCGCCGGGGCUGGCGGCCGGGUGGGGCAACGCGUGGGCUCCCGGCCCUGCAACACCCAGCCCUGUGCCCAGUGGGCGGUGGGGCCCUGGGGCCAGUGCUCGGCCGCCUGCGGCGUAGGCGUCCAGCGGCGCUUGGUCAAGUGUGUCAACUCCCAGACCGGGCUGCCGGAGGAGGACAGCGGUCAGUGCGGCCACGAGGUUGGGCCGGACAGCGUGCGGCCCUGCAGAACCCAGGCCUGCCAGCCCCCCGCGCCUGCCCACUGCGAGGGGGACCGCCUGGCCUUCGGCUUCUGCGAGACGCUGCGCCUGCUGGGCCGCUGCCAGCUGCCCACCAUCCGCGCCCAGUGCUGCCGCUCGUGCCCCGCGCCAGGC
This is a messenger RNA of Condylura cristata (star-nosed mole), 1566 nucleotides long. Its product is annotated as A disintegrin and metalloproteinase with thrombospondin motifs 7-like. Gene Ontology annotation, molecular function: metalloendopeptidase activity. The transcript has 5 exons. Gene Ontology annotation, cellular component: extracellular matrix. The record is from RefSeq and is a predicted model, not a curated record. Gene Ontology annotation, biological process: extracellular matrix organization. NCBI's taxonomy places the organism in Eukaryota, Metazoa, Chordata, Mammalia, Eulipotyphla, Talpidae. The annotation marks the transcript as partial.